AUGAAGCAUCAUCUUAUGGUCGGCACUUGGACGCCUCCGGGGCGUAUCUAUACUGUGCAAUUCGACGACGAGGAGUUGACUCUGACCAAGGUCAAGAAGACGGAUAUUCCUGAGGAUGAGGCGAUCUCAUGGAUGACUUUUUCCCACGACAAAAAAGCCAUAUAUGGCGCGGCGAUGAAGAAAUGGAACUCGUUCGCCGUCAACAGCCCGACGGACAUUGUCCAUCAAGUCUCGCACCCGGUGGCUGGUCACCCUCUGGCAGCUAGUGCAGACACCAACACCAGAGCCAUCUUCGUGCUCGCCGCCAAACAACCCCCGUACAAUGUCUACGGCAACCCAUUCUACAAAUACGCUGGCUACGGCAACGUCUUUUCCGUAAAGGACGACGGCAGUCUGGCAGAGAACGUGCAAAACUACGAAUAUGUCGAAAACACCGGUAUCCACGGCAUGGUCUUCGAUCCUACCGAGACAUUCUUGUACUCGGCCGACCUGCAGGCCAACAAGGUCUGGACGCAUCGCAAGGAUGCUGCGACCGGGCAACUGACGCUCGUGGAUUGUCUCGAGGCGCCGUCGCCGGAUGACCAUCCGCGAUGGGUGGAAAUCCACCCAUCCGGAAAGUAUCUGUAUGCGUUGAUGGAGGCUGGCAAUCGGUUGGCCGUGUACGUUUUGGAUAGGAACAAUGUGCCGGUCUUUACACACAUCACCUAUCCUUUGUUGCCCGACGGCCUUCCCCCGCGCAACAAAUACCGCGGCGACGUCUGCUUCUGCACCCGCAACGGGCAGUACCUCUUCGCAACCACCCGUUCCAACCAUUUCGAUGUCACCGGCUACAUCACGGCCUUCAAACUGGGCCCGUCCGGCGAAAUCGAACGCCAACUCUUCAUCCACCCGACUUCGACCAGCGGUGGCCACUCCAACGCAGUCAGCCCGUGCGAUUUCAGCGAUGAGUGGCUGGCCUUGUGCGAUGACCAGCUUGGUUUUGUCGAGAUGUAUCGCUUCAAGGAUGAGAACCUGGCGAGAGUGGCUAGGGUGGAUAUUCCCGAGAAGGGAUUUGGUAUGAAUGCUAUUUGGUAUGAUUAA
Molecule: messenger RNA, 1080 nt
Organism: Aspergillus ruber CBS 135680
Lineage: Eukaryota; Fungi; Ascomycota; Eurotiomycetes; Eurotiales; Aspergillaceae
Product: lactonase family protein
Exons: 3
Coding region: 1-1080 (359 amino acids)
Molecular function (GO): protein binding; 6-phosphogluconolactonase activity
Source: RefSeq, a predicted model, not a curated record